UCGUUGUGUCGCUUAGUUGCGGAUCUUCCAGCGUUGCGAGCAGAGCCAACCCAGCCAGAUCCGAGCCGAAAACAGAUCAUGUGGUGGAGCCGUAAGUUAGCCUCAAGGUGUCUCCGCCUGAAUCGGGCCAAGAGCACCAGUACCUCCAAGGAACCGGAGCAGACCUUGGGCAUCAUUGGAGUGCCAUUCGCCAAGGGACAGGGCAAACAGGGUGUGGAACUGGCGCCGGAUCUCCUCCGGCAGAGCAGUCUGCGUCAGGUGCUGCAGAGCAGUCAUGAUGGCUUGGUAAUACGGGACUACGGAAAUCUGCAGUACGCCGUGGACGAGCCCCUUCUUCAGCAGCAGCGGGUGCACUACCACCACAUCCGGAACUACGCGGACUUCAUGGCCUGCAAUCGGGCCCUGAUCGAGCAGGUGAAGCUAAUGCUCGCGGAGAACUCGCAGUUCCUGGCCAUUGGCGGCGACCAUGCGAUCGGUUUUGGAUCGGUGGCCGGACACCUGCAGCACACGCCGAAUCUGUCGCUGGUGUGGAUCGACGCACAUGCGGACAUCAAUCUGCACAGCACCUCGCAGUCGGGCAACAUCCAUGGGAUGCCCGUGUCCUUUCUGCUGGAGCAGCUCCGGACCACCUGGCAGCACGCCGGCCUCCAGGAUAUCGCGCCCAACUGUUUGCCCAAGGAUCAGUUGGUUUACAUCGGACUCCGGGACAUUGACCCCUACGAGGCGUUUAUACUGAACAAAGUCGGGAUACGCUACUAUGCGAUGGAUACCAUCGACCGCGUGGGCGUGCCCAAGAUCAUCGAGAUGACGCUGGACGCACUGAAUCCGCAGAAUAAGAUCCAUGUGAGCUUCGACAUCGACGCCCUGGACAGCAAUGUGGCGCCCAGUACGGGCACUGCCGUGCGAGGAGGCCUCACACUCCGCGAGGGCAUCAGCAUCGUGGAGGCACUAAGGGACACCAAGCGGGUGCAGGGGGUCGAUCUGGUGGAGAUCAACCCGAAGCUGGGCAGCGAGCGCGACGUGCGAACCACCGUGGAGUCCGGCCUGGAGAUCCUGAAGAGCAUGUUCGGCUACCGACGCUCCGGCCACUGGAGCAACAUCGACACCGGCAUCCUGGGCAGCGAUUAAAGAACACAACACCGCCAGCUUGAACUUAUCAAUAUUUAUGUACAACAUUUUUUCCAUAUUUGUAUGUGCCUUUUUUUUUUUCGUACCUUAAUGAAAGAAUACAAAAAUUAGUUUAAAGUGA
Drosophila rhopaloa is the source of this 1249-nucleotide messenger RNA. RefSeq names its product arginase-1 (gene arg). NCBI's taxonomy places the organism in Eukaryota, Metazoa, Arthropoda, Insecta, Diptera, Drosophilidae. The record is from RefSeq and is a predicted model, not a curated record. The transcript is spliced from 5 exons. Gene Ontology annotation, cellular component: cytoplasm; cytosol; nucleus. Gene Ontology annotation, molecular function: arginase activity; manganese ion binding. The coding region runs from base 79 to 1128 and encodes 349 amino acids.